This is a messenger RNA of Venturia canescens, 1379 nucleotides long. RefSeq names its product RISC-loading complex subunit tarbp2-like. The coding region runs from base 234 to 1376 and encodes 380 amino acids. NCBI's taxonomy places the organism in Eukaryota, Metazoa, Arthropoda, Insecta, Hymenoptera, Ichneumonidae. Gene Ontology annotation, cellular component: RISC complex; nucleus; cytoplasm. The record is from RefSeq and is a predicted model, not a curated record. Gene Ontology annotation, molecular function: double-stranded RNA binding; siRNA binding. The transcript has 7 exons. Gene Ontology annotation, biological process: regulation of regulatory ncRNA processing; siRNA processing.
CGGGCAUAUUGUCGCCUGGCCACAACGGGAAAGGAAAUCAUUCCGGGGCGGUAAACCGAACCAUUUUUCUGUCGUCAAACGGAUCAAGCUUUUUGUGAAAUUUGGAUCAAUCACAAAAAGCAGGAUUCGCUUUUCGCAUAGGAAUUUCGGCCGGGUCAAUCAACAAUCGAACACUUCGUGUUAAUUUAACAUCAAUAUUUCACGGGGAAGAAGCGACAACUUAAGUAAAAACCAUGGAGGAACCACGGCAAUCUCAACCGGUCGGUCCAAACACGAUGGCUGGAGUUCCCGGGGUUACUGGAGUUGCAAAUCAUUCCAAUAACUCUCACAGGCAUGGGAAAAAUCGUACAACCAUACAUGCCCUCAUGUCCGAAGCUUUACCUCUGGACGAGGCUGCCAGAUUGGAAAUGAAGUCGUUACCAAGUAAGACACCUGUCUCAGUUCUUCAGGAAUUAUUGUCGCGGCGAGGCACGACACCCAAAUACGAACUGGUCCAAAUCGAGGGUGCCGUCCACGAGCCAACUUUCCGCUAUCGAGUCACAGUUGCUGAUGUAGUUGCAAUGGGAACGGGUCGAUCUAAAAAAGAUGCAAAACACGCAGCUGCCAAAGCAGUUUUGGAUAAAUUGAUUGGUGUGACCGAAGCUGAUGAAUCGCUUCUUUCCAACAGUUUACCAGAUAAUUCGCAAAAUUCUCAAGACUCGCAAGGCGGAUAUGGCGAGGAAAAAGUAAUAAACAAUCCAAUAGGUACUCUCCAAGAGAUGUGCAUGUUGCGUCACUGGCCGCCACCAAAAUAUACGAUGGAGGGUGAAGCUGGACUUCCCCAUGAGAGACAGUUCACGAUUGUUUGUUGGAUGCUCAAGUAUCGUCAAGUUGGUCAUGGAAAAAGCAAAAAACUAGCUAAGAGGCAAGCUGCUCAUAAAAUGUGGCAAGCUCUACGAGAUGCAACUGAUACAAGUGCAGGACUAGACACGGACGAGAUUGUGGAAUGCAUCGAGAGCAUGAGCACCCAUUACGCGGUUCUUAAAGAUAGCAAAAUAUCAACACUGACCACUCCUCACAGUCUCAAAGUAUCGCUGUUUCACAAGAACCUCAAAUCUUCGACGGGUGUCAAACUCUCUGAGCUCCAGAAUACUUGCUUGAACAACGGAGUUAUAAAUUUGGUACAGUUCCUGCAAGAAAUUGCAUCCGAGCAACAGUUUGAAGUGACGUUUGUUGAUGUGGAGGAAAAGUCGAUAAGCGGAAAAUGCCAGUGCCUCGUUCAACUGUCAACAUUGCCGGUCGCGGUAUGUUACGGUUGUGGUUUAACGAGCGAAGACGCUCAAGCAAGCGCCGCUCAAAACGCCUUGGAAUAUCUGAAAAUAAUGACCAAAAAGUGAGCC